Caenorhabditis remanei is the source of this 753-nucleotide messenger RNA. RefSeq lists its product as uncharacterized. The coding region runs from base 1 to 753 and encodes 250 amino acids. Lineage: Eukaryota; Metazoa; Nematoda; Chromadorea; Rhabditida; Rhabditidae. The transcript has 8 exons. The record is from RefSeq and is a predicted model, not a curated record.
AUGUGUAUUCGUAUGAUACCUCCAGAUGACGUGUCUUUUGGCACAACAUCUACUACUCAAGCUUCUCCAAUAACUACUGAACAAUGCACUACGUCAUCAUGCCAAACAUCAAUGACAACACCGGAAGAAGAAACUCCUGAAACUUCUGCAGCCCCUGUCACGAUGGCUCCCACAUUGUGCACAACAUGUGAUAUAGCGGCGAUCGCACCAGUGAUGGAAGCCAACACAGUUUUUGAGAAUACAAAUACAGUAGGAGCCAAUGGGUGUACACAAACCAAUGCGAUAUGCAGAAGAACCGAUGCUCAAGUGUGUACAGUCAUUUUAUCUGCAACAAAUGCUGCUGGGACUUCUUCUAUUUCCGGUGCCAUGAAUGCGAAUCAAGUGAGCGGAUUGCUCACUUGUCAGGCUGAUGGUACCUACUCCAGUGGCUCAGUCACAGGAAUCACCAAACUCGUCUGCACUUUUGAUGAAUGUGUAUCUCCCUGCGCAACAUGUGACACAGAAUCUGUUAAACCAUUGACGAAUCCUCCCGAUUCUACCUUUGAUAUAACUGAUAGUACCCCUGCUGGGCAAGCAUGCAAGACAUACGUUGUUACUUGUCGUUACAUGAUUCCUUGUCCUGCAAUAAAUCUUUACGCUGAGAUUGGGACAGGAGGAGAACAGAUUAUUAAAACAGAGGAAAAUGGUGCAAUUAGUGCAUCAGCGGAAGUUGACUGCGGAAAUGAUGCAAAAUUAACAUUCAUGGGAAUGUAG